UCAACACCCAAAACCAGAACCAAAAAACCACUACCUUGACAACAUCAAAAACCGCCCCCACCCACAUAAACUCGAUUCACACAUGUUCACUCGCCUUGUCCGAAACACCACCCCCCUCCCACCAGAUAUAAAAAAACCAAAGAUCGAUCCUUGAUCCUUCAAUCUCCCCCCCACCAAAACACCACACCAAAAGCAAUAGAACAGAGCACGGAGUCGAUUGCAGAGCGAGAGAGAGAGAGAGAGAGAGAGAGAAUUCUCGAGAUAUACGCGCGCUGACCACCUUCGGUUGAUUAAUGCAUCACAAGGAAUCCGAGCUCCUGAUCGGGAAAGACAGCGCCGGCCUCUCUUCCGAUUCCGGCAACGCCCACCAGCAGAGCUCGGGUCCCCACCAGCAGGAAAUCGCCGGCCUCGCUCCGGACCAUCAUCAUCAUCCUCAUCUCUCCAUCCAGAUCCCGCCCGCAUCCGAAACCCACCUCGACGAUGAAGGCGCGCGCGGCAACAGCCCCUCCACGAGCCAAAAGACCAACCUUUCGACCCCCCACAAGCGACCCAUCAUGACCCAGUCGCCCCUCGCGUUCUGUCGCUCCAGCUCGCACUCGCCCGUCGCCGGCCGCCACCCGCACCAGGGCCUCUUCGGGUCGGGUUCCGGGUCGGCCCGGUUUUCUUGCUUCGGGUCGCUCGCGGGCCCGUUCGGCACCAGAAAGUUCGCGUCUUGCAAGUUCUGCCACCAGCUGUGCCGCGUGCGUUUGCUCGGCGUGCAUCUGCGGUUCCUCGUUCUCAUACUGGUGCCGGUGCUCUACUUCUUCGCGUCCAGUCCUAACCGUUCUUUCUUGCUCGAGCUCAUCUCCGUGGUUUCCUUCUCCGCGACGCUGUUGAUAUCGCUCAAUUUAGCCAUCCCGAGAUUCCCCUCGAUUCGAUUGCUGUUUUCGCGGUCGUUUCCUGCGAAGAUCGCGCCGUUUUCGGCUUCGAAACCGGCUCGGCCUGUUGUUUGGUCGAUCGGGCCGAAACCGAAGGUCGAGAAGAGGGCGACUUCGGGUUCGUGGGUUCAGGUUUAUCGCAAUGGGGAUGUUUACGAGGGCGAAUUCCACGGAGGGAAGUGUUCAGGUAGCGGGGUUUAUUACUAUUACAGGAGUGGGAGGUACGAGGGGGACUGGGUUGACGGGAAGUAUGAUGGUUAUGGCGUCGAGACGUGGGCCAAAGGGAGCCGGUAUAGAGGACAGUACAGGCAGGGUUUGAGGCAUGGAGUUGGGGUGUACAGGUUUUACACAGGGGAUGUUUAUGCUGGGGAGUGGUAUAAUGGGCAGUGCCAUGGUUGUGGAGAGCAUACUUGUGAGGAUGGGAGCAAGUAUGCUGGAGAGUUCAAAUGGGGUGUCAAGCACGGGCUCGGUCGGUACCAUUUCAGAAAUGGGGAUACGUACUCGGGGGAAUAUUUUGCAGACAAGAUGCAUGGCUUUGGAGUGUAUCUGUUUGGAAACGGUCAUCGUUAUGAGGGAGCUUGGCAUGAAGGCAUAAGGCAGGGUUUCGGCAUGUAUAGUUUCCGAAGUGGGGAGACUCAAUGCGGUCACUGGCACAAGGGGGUUCUUGAUCCCCCUGGCUCACCAAGCUUUGCUGGGGGACCAAACUCAUCAUCCAACAUGCACUCGAAAGUCCUCAAUGCGGUACAGGAGACCAACUUCAUUCCAAUAACCAACAAACAGGAAAUGGGUUUCUCAGUGAUUGCCUUUGCCCUCAGGAAGCACGACGAGCAUCUGAGAGAGCACAUGAAGUCGGGAAGGUGGACGAGCGGGUGAAUAGAGCUAUAGCAUUUGCUAAUAAGUCGGCCAAUGCAGCGAGGGUAGCUGCAGUGAAAGCAGUUCAAAACCAGGUGUAUCAGGACCAUACCCCUGGUGAUCGGGCAUUGCCGGUUCUCAUAUCUUAAGCAACUAAUCCAAUUGCAUUGGACAGAUGCCAGCAAGACAGGUAGUAGUCGGAGACACUUUCUUCUCCUUUUGUUUUUCCGAUUUCCACUCAGUUUUGGCGACUUGCGUUAUUGCAUGCCCAUCAGUCGCAUGUAAUCCCUUUAAAAGCGGUCUUCGUUUCUGCGGUGCCCUCCUGGAACCACAUACAGUCAUCAAAAAGCUAAAAUGGCUGAUUGAGGAGCAGGAUGAGGUUUCUAUAUGUACUGUAAUAAACUUCUUGGCUUUCAUGUGAAUAGACGUGUUGUAGCUUUUCGCGAGAGAACUGUAUAUGAGGGCAAGUCAAUGCCUUGGCCCGUUUAAAAACAGCUCUUUUGUGUAUUAAUUCUACACUGCCGGGCUGAGCUGAGAGCUUCGGCAGUUGAAAAACAGAGCUCGAACGUCAGCAAUUUUACUGAGCCUGCAUUUGUCAA
Molecule: messenger RNA, 2368 nt
Organism: Eucalyptus grandis
Lineage: Eukaryota; Viridiplantae; Streptophyta; Magnoliopsida; Myrtales; Myrtaceae
Exons: 3
Coding region: 294-1790 (498 amino acids)
Source: RefSeq, a predicted model, not a curated record